UGCAGCCAGUUUGCAUCGAAAGGAGCCAAGUUAAGAAGGACAUUAGGCGGAAAAUAUAUUGAUUUCGAAUCGCUGAUGUCCAACAUUUUUCUUAACAGGUCCAACUACACUCUGAAGGGAUUAACUGUCACACUUGGUUAAAGUCGUGGAAUGGAAUGCUUGUGCGCAUAGUUGAUCCCCUGCAUGUUGUCUGAAGAGUUUGAAGAGGGGAAGUUCAUUAAGCAUGGAUAUGGAAGAAUUCCCCCCACCUCCACCUGAAAUUCUGGAUGAAGAUGAAGGAGAAACCUUUGACUUUGAUGACAGUGGCGAUGACGUCCCUGAGGCAGACCGGCCACCUCCCAACCCCAGCAACGAGGAUCUGAGUCACAGCGACCUUGCGUGUCAUCUGGCAGAGGUUGAUGUCCUUGGUCUGGCCUCCCAAAAUUCUUCCAUCGUACCUGAUGCACCACCAUCACCAGAAGUGUCAGCAUGUAGGUUGAUAGCUGUUGAAGUAGCACCAGAGGUCCAGUCUGCUGUUGAGGGAACUGAUAAGAUUGACAGAUAUUUACCUCUGCCCCCUCCACCUGAGGAUGCAAUUGAAAGUGAUGGUGAAAGAACAGGGAGUGAACAUCAAGAAUUGUCCAGAAUUGUCCAAACAGUUCCGCCUGUUUCCUCCAAAGCCAAUCCCUACUCUGUGAUUGACAUCACUCCGCUUCAGCUGGAGCACCUCGAGCAACACGCAUCCUCCUUCCCUCCGUCUGAACCAGGAGAGCCCAAGGAACAAGUGGGAGAACCCGAGGAUACUCACAGCAGCCCUGGUGGCAUCACCUCAGGCUAUUCCGUACCAGUACCCUGUGGCUAUGCAACUCCAUCUGGCGUACCGCUCAUCACGCCUGCUUACACCACACCUGUCAUCAUUCGACAUCUCUCCGUGGAUGAGGAUGUCACAGUGAUUCGGACUGGGAACAUUUCCACUGACAGUUUUUUCAGUGAAGAUUUUCCACCUAUUAGAGAGGAAGAUGCUUUGGCAAAGUGGGCAUCAGAUCCUGCGAAUACUGCGUGGAUGGAAAAUCCUGACGAAGUGAUUUAUGAUGAUGUUCCCAGGGAGAACUCUGACUCCAACACGGAACCAGAUGAGAUGAUUUAUGACGACGUGGAGCUUGGGGAGGAAGGAGGUUAUCUCGACAACGGCUGGAGCUCAAGCGAAUUUGAAAGCUACGACGAGGCGAGCGAUGGGGAAGGGGGCUCUGAGAAUGGCCUGCCCAAUGCAUUUAUGAGGGGGAAACCUUCACAGACAAAGACUCAUCUGUCUCAAGAUCUGAGCCGUUUGAAAGAACACUAUGAGAAAAAGAUGAAAGAUCUAAUGGCAAAUACAGUGGGAACGGUAGAGCUGCAGCAGCUCAAACAGAAACACGAGCUGAAGAUGCAGAAGUUGGUGAAAGCAGCUAAAGAAGGGACCAAAGAUGGGCUUGAGAAAACCAAAGCUGCAGUUAAAAAGGGACGUUCUUUCAUCAGAACCAAGUCUUUAUGUAAUGAAAGAAAAUCUACCUGUUUUGAAGAUGAGGAGUCCGAAUUCUUCAUUGAGGUAGAUUGUUUCAACGAUGAGCCAAUUCUGGGUCUAGCUCCAGAGGGGCUUUCACAACAACAACUGGUAAGACGAUGUAUAUUGGGCUCUAUCCUGGAGAGUGAAAAGAGCUAUCUUGAUGCAUUGAAGAGAAUAUUAGAGCAAUAUGAAAAGCCACUGUCCCAGAUUGAGCCAAAGUUACUGAGUGACAGGAAACUGAAGAUGACCUUCUAUAGAGUACGGGAGAUCCUGCAGUGCCACUUCCUGUUCCAGAUUGCUCUGGCGAGUCGAGUGGCAGAGUGGGACAGCUUGGCAAUGAUUGGUGAUGUCUUUGUAGCAUCGUUCUCGAAGUCUAUGGUGCUGGAUGCCUACAGUGAAUAUGUGAACAACUUCAGUACAGCAAUGUCAGUAAUAAGAAAGACCUGUGUAUCAAAACCUGGCUUCCUGGAAUUCCUAAAGCAUCGUCAAGAGACAAGCUGUGACAAGAUGACUUUGUAUGGUUUGAUGAUGAAACCAAUCCAGAGGUUUCCACAGUUCAUUCUGCUACUGCAGGACAUGCUCAAAAACACACCAGUAGGCCAUGCAGACCGCCUGCCCCUGCAGAUGGCCUUAACAGAACUUGAGACCCUGGCUGAGAAGCUCAAUGAAAAAAAGAGAGAAGCUGACCAGCGCUGUGAGAUUCGGCACAUUGCAAAGGCUAUGAAUGAACGCUACCUCAAUAAGCUUUUGAGUAACGGUAGCCGCUACCUGAUCCGCUCAGACGACAUGGUAGAGACCGUCUACAAUGAGCGUGGUGAAGUCAUCAAAACAAAGGAGCGACGCCUUUUCCUACUCAACGAUGUCCUCAUGUGUGCCACACCCAAUAUUCGGUGCCAGGACGGCAGUGGUAGUGGUAGUGGGAGUGCCCCAUUUGACCAGCGGUUCCUUUUAAAGUGGAGUGUUCCUUUGAGCCUCGUGGAAGCGUUGGAGUUUGGAUCCAGUGAGGAUAUUCCCGACACCAACCGCUACCCUGGCUCCCAUUCUGGAGAGAAAGUUGUCAUCAACGCAAAGCCAAACAAACUUUACAUGGGCCCAGGUCAGCUGUACCAGGAUCUACAGAACCUAAUCCACGACCUCAGUUUGGUCAACCAGAUCUCUGGCAUGAUCAGCAGUCUCAAAGGAAACUACCAGAAUGUAAACCCCACAGUGGCUCAGGACUGGGUGUCAGGUCUCCAGAGGCUCAUUCUGAAGAAGGAAGAAGAGAUUAGGGCAGCUGACCGCUGUAGGAUCCAACUUCAGCUGCCUGGCAAACAAGACAAGUUGGGUAAAGCCACAUAUUUUAGUGCAGUGUUCAAUACCCUCAACCCAGCCAUCAAACAGUCAUGGAUCAGUAACUUGCAAAUGGCUAAGCUGGCUCUAGAAGAGGACAAUCUUCAGGGCUGGUUCUUUGCAGAAGAUGAUGGAAAUCAAUUGAAAAAGCAGAAACACCCUCUCCUGCUCAAACAGAUGCCCGUGGUCAUGUCUAAACUGCAAGAGUUCAAGGUGGAAUGUGCAGUCCACAACCCAGAACCCUACAUUAACACCGAAAGUACAGCAGACACUCCUGCCAUGGGCCAUGGUUGCAUCUGGGUUGCAAGUUGCACCAACCAGAUGGGGCAAAUAGCCAUCGUUGCCAUGCAGAGCUGCAGCCCAAAGGUGACGGAGUGCUUUAAUGUAGAGUCCCGUAUCCUGUGCAUGGCCUACGUCCCAGCAGAAGAGCCAGAGGAGAAUGAUGACAAAGUUCAAGAAAACAACCAGGUCUCGCCGUCAAAAGCCAGUUUUACACCCACUGUCUGCCUGGGCAUGGAGGAGGGCAGCAUUAUUGUCUACAAAAGUAGCCAGCGAUCCAAGAAAGUGCGCCUGCAGCAGUUCUUCACACCAGACAAAUCCACUGUCACUAGCGUGGCUUACACGAAACGCUGUUUGUAUGCUGGCUUGGUCAGUGGCUCUGUGGCCAUCUACACUAGAUCCCAAGAUGGGUUAUGGAUCUGCGAUAAACCCAAGAUGGUGAAGCUGGGAGUCCUGCCGAUCAAGGCCAUGCUGCCUGUGGAGGAGCACCUCUGGGCUUCGUCGGGGGGCCAGGUCUUCAUCAUUAGCACAGACACACACUGUGUCAAGAGGCAGCUAGAGGCCCAUCAGGAGGAGGGUAUGGUGGUGUCCCACAUGGUGGUGGCAGGGGUGGGCAUCUGGAUCGCCUUCAGCUCAGGUUCCACCUUGCGUCUCUUCCACACUGAGACCCUCGAACACCUGCAGGACAUUAAUAUUGCAACACCCGUCAACAACAUGUUGCCUGGGAACCAGAGAGUGUCAGUGAGCAGUUUGCUGGUUUGCCAUGGUAUGCUGCUUGUUGGAACCAACCUGGGCGUGACUGUGGCCCUUUCUGUCCCCAGACUGCAGGGUAUCCCCAAGGUCACAGGUCGGGGCAUGGUAUCAUUGCAUGCCCACAACGGCCCAGUUAAGUUCCUGACUGCGGCCACAGCGGUGUGUAACCGACCCUCCGGCCUCCCUUGCCCCGCUUCCUCCGUGUCAGCCCAGCCAGUGGAGCCUGAGGAUGGAGAAGGCGCUCUGCCCCCGUUAGACUGCACUUUGACACUGCCUCAGGGCCAAGGAUUGUUGCUGGGAGAGGCAGGCUGUACUACGAUGGCUCUCCAGGACUCACUGUCGUCCUCAUCCUGCGGCUCUUUAGCGCAAUCCCAAGUAUCCUUGGAGCAUGGGCCCGAGGACGGCGCCCUUUAUGACGUGCUCCAUGACCAGGCCCCCCACCACAGCAACCACCGCACCAGCAAAGUGGAUGUCAGCUCUCUCCUGGUGGUUUCUGGAGGUUUAGGCCACCGCAGGGUGAACAAAAAGACCAAACAGUCACGCCAUGAAGACAACACCUCUACCAUCCUGAUCUGGCAGAUCCCCCUGCUCAACAUGUAACGCACCGAUAAACCAAUGAACAAAGCAGGGUUUUAAAAUAAGGGAUAUUUAUCAUACAAAUGGCUCUUGACUUGUUUCAGGCACACAUAAUAUCCAAUUGUGUGUCCCAGAGAAAUGUGGUGUACUGAUUAUGGGCCAAUCGCCAAACAAAGUACAGUGAACGCUUCAUUUAAACCUGGAUGAUGCCCCCACGACAGUAUUCCUGAUGAUAUCUUAGUGCAAGAUAAAUGAAAAGGAACUCUUCUGUAGGAACAGAUUUAAGCUUAACACAGCUAAUAUAUCAGACUUGCCCGCAUUUUUAGUUUGUGUACCUGUACUGUACAAGCCCACGUUAUUAAAACAGCGUAGCGUUGCUUUUUUUUUUUUUAAUGCGAGGUGUGCGAAGUUACAAUGUACGUAGUUGUAUUCCCCCCAAGAUUCAGAUCAGGAUUAAGGAAAUCUGUCAAGACUUGUUGAGUUGUUAUGAGGUUGUCACUGGAUUUCCUAUAAGCAUUUUUGAGGCGAAAUCAAACAAAGGUUCUUUUUGUAAUAUGAAACAUCAUUUUCAUAGAACUAGUCCAGUACCUCCCACUCGUGCGUUUACAAAGAAAAUUCGUAAAAAGGUGAAAUAAUGUUGACUGAUUUACUUUGGAAAGACUGAUAAGAUCCCUGGCUGGCCAGUGUUCUCCACAAGUGGGAGAGUUUUUGCUAUUGACAAGGAAAGUUUUUUUUUUUGUCCAGCCCUAAAUCAUUUUUGUUGCUUGUUUAAGAAUAUUUAUGAGACUGAAAAUGAAAUGUUUGUAUGUAUAGUACUGUGCUUGUGUUGUGGUCUUAAUCAGUAUAUAAAAAGUUGUUUUGU
Molecule: messenger RNA, 5321 nt
Organism: Syngnathoides biaculeatus (alligator pipefish)
Lineage: Eukaryota; Metazoa; Chordata; Actinopteri; Syngnathiformes; Syngnathidae
Gene: arhgef10
Product: Rho guanine nucleotide exchange factor (GEF) 10
Exons: 29
Coding region: 224-4483 (1419 amino acids)
Biological process (GO): mitotic spindle assembly; positive regulation of stress fiber assembly; actin cytoskeleton organization
Cellular component (GO): centrosome
Molecular function (GO): guanyl-nucleotide exchange factor activity; protein binding
Source: RefSeq, a predicted model, not a curated record